Molecule: messenger RNA, 513 nt
Organism: Ipomoea triloba (trilobed morning glory)
Lineage: Eukaryota; Viridiplantae; Streptophyta; Magnoliopsida; Solanales; Convolvulaceae
Exons: 1
Coding region: 1-513 (170 amino acids)
Source: RefSeq, a predicted model, not a curated record
AUGGGCAAUUACGUUUCUUGCACCUUAUCCGGGCCGGCAGGCAGGCACUCCAGCAAGGGUACAAAGGUAAUUCUCCCCACCGGCGAAAUACGCCAUUUCUACGAGCCCACCAACGCGGCGGAGCUGAUGCUGGAAUCGCCGAACCACUUCGUUGUGAGCGCCAGGGGCUUACAGAUGGGGCGGAGAUUCUCCGCGCUCAACGCCGACGAAGAUCUGGAGAUGGGCGGCGUUUACGCCAUGUUUCCCAUGAAGCGGCUCAACUCCGCCGUCACCGCCGCGGAUAUGGGCGUUCUGUUCCUCGCCGCUAAAAGGGUGUCCCGUGGAAGUGUCAGAAUACUGCCUGAUCAUCGGUUAAUCAGAGACGGCGGCGACCAAGCUGGUGAUUUGCCUAGGUUGAAUUUGGAUGAGUUGGAAGAGUUGUCGGCGCCGGAGUUCAAGCACCGGAUGUCUAUGUGCAGGUCGAAGAAGCCUAUGUUAGAGACCAUCGUGGAAGAACCAGUUUAUUCCAGAUGA